AUGGUUACAAGAAACACAAGACUAAGACUUCUAGAAGGUUACAAUUUAGAAAUCAAUAACGUCAUGCCUCAGGAUGCUGGGGAUUAUGUUUGCCAGAUAAGCGAUUUAGAAAAUCGCGAUCAAAUUCACACGGUCGAAAUUUUAGUACCGCCCAGUAUAAAAACUCAACCCGCCAGCGGUCAGUUAACUGCAAGAAAAGGUGGAACCAUAACAAUGGAAUGUAAAGCAUCAGGAAAUCCUGUACCCAGCAUUCAAUGGACCCGAAAGAACAACGUUCUACCAACGGGAGAAAAAAUGGUUGAAGGUUUUUCAAUAACUUUGGAAAUGAUUGAUCGACAUCAAUCAGGAGUUUAUCAGUGUACGGCCUCAAAUGGAGUCGGAGAUCCGGUAACAGUUGACAUGCAAUUAGACGUUCUCUAUCCACCGGAAAUAGAAGUCGAAAGAAGUUGGGUUCAUUCAAGCGAGGGUUACGAAGCACAACUCGUAUGUAUAGUACACGGAGAACCACCACCUGAGAUAUUAUGGUAUCAGGAUAGUUUUCAAUUAGACCAAUCGGAAAGGCGAACGAUGGAAACAAGAGGUAACAAACACACAUUGACCAUAAGAAACGUACAAGGCUCCGAUUUUGGAAAUUACAGUUGCGUGGCCGAUAAUUCGUUGGGAAGAGCCAAAAAAUACAUGGAACUUUCCGGGAGGCCGAGUCCUGCCGAAUUUAAAUCAACUCCCUACAGCAGAGCCAAAGAUAGUUAUAAUCUUACGUGGGUGGUAGAAAGUUAUCCACCACUCGAAGAAGUUCGACUUUUGUACCGCAAGUUGAUGGUUGGUCUAAUUCCAUUUUAUUUCCGGUUACGAACGAAGAGCAUCGAAACAUUUUCUCACGUUAUGUCACACAAUAUAAGAGGUUUAGAUUCCGGUUCCGUUUUCGAAGCUAUUGUCCAAGCAAAAAAUCGUUACGGAUGGAACGAAGUUUCUGAUUUGUAUCAAUUCUACACAAGAGGACAAGGUAAUCUCUCUCUCGUACAAACAAACAAACAACACAAAAAAUUUUUUUUUUCAAACAAACAUUUUUACGUCAACAAUUUUUUUAAAUUUCAUUUUAUACUUUUUUAG
Molecule: messenger RNA, 1110 nt
Organism: Pediculus humanus corporis (human body louse)
Lineage: Eukaryota; Metazoa; Arthropoda; Insecta; Psocodea; Pediculidae
Product: lachesin precursor, putative
Exons: 6
Coding region: 1-1110 (369 amino acids)
Biological process (GO): synapse organization; homophilic cell-cell adhesion
Cellular component (GO): neuronal cell body; plasma membrane; axon
Molecular function (GO): axon guidance receptor activity; protein binding
Source: RefSeq, a predicted model, not a curated record